UGAUAAGGUUCAGAGAAUUCAGCAAAUGUUGCUCCUGUCGAUAAUAAAAUUAAAUUACAUAUACAGGUGGUAAAAAGUACACACCUCAGACAUUUUGAAACUAGUGAAGGGUGAAACUACUCAAGAUGAAGACAUUCGCAGUCAUUGUACUUUCUUGCCUGUUGGUAGCAGUUUCCUGCUGGGAAUUCCCUGGAUAUCCUGGGGUUGACUGCCCAACUGCUCGACAGAAGAUGGCCUUGGAUCCCGACAACCGAUGGAUGAUGCCCAGGUGCAACAACGACGGCACCUUCCAGGAUCUGCAAUGCUACGACCAGUACACUGAUGUUCCAGACACCUGCAUGUGCGUUGCUCUGGACGGCACUCCCCUCACCCUUGCCGGCUUCGGUUUGGAUGUGAAGACAUGCGAUUGUCUCCUGGCUCAGUACAGAAUCUUUGAACACGACCACAGCGCCGAACUGCCCAAGUGCGAGAAGGAUGGCUCUUUCGCCGCUUUGCAGUGCAGCGAGAUCUCGAAGGAGUGCUGGUGCGUGGAUAAGAAAGGAAACGUGGUGGUGCCGCCUUCCAAAGAGAUUCACUCCUGUGAUUAAAUAAAAUAUUUUAUUGAUAAUUUUCAAUAAAUAGUUUUCAAACCCUUC
Messenger RNA from Argiope bruennichi, 635 nucleotides. RefSeq names its product U24-ctenitoxin-Pn1a-like. Gene Ontology annotation, cellular component: basement membrane. Bases 126 to 587 code for a protein of 153 amino acids. Gene Ontology annotation, biological process: cell-matrix adhesion. The transcript is spliced from 5 exons. NCBI's taxonomy places the organism in Eukaryota, Metazoa, Arthropoda, Arachnida, Araneae, Araneidae. The record is from RefSeq and is a predicted model, not a curated record.